AUGCCUGUUACUGACGAGUUUUAUGUGUUUGGUGAUCAAAAUAUUAUGGUGCCAGUACAUUUGAAUUUUGGCAAAUAUAUUUUAGAUCGUUUGCGACAAAUGAAAGGUGCAAUAGCAUUGGUAAAUGGGACUACUGGAGAAACUCUAACGAUCCGGCAACUUCUUCAGUAUUCUGUCAAUCUGGCCAGUUCACUUUCAACUUUGGGAAUUGGAAACGGUGACGUGAUUGCAGUAGGUUCAGAAAAACGUAUAACGUUUCUGCCGACUCUCUUGGGCGUUUUGUUUACUGGAGCGUCAUGUACUCCUUAUGCCCUAGAUCUAUAUAGUAGCAAAGCUGUACUCAGGCAAAAGUUGUCUUUGGCAAAACCUACGCAUUUGAUAUGCUCUAAACUCUUCUGGGAACGACAUGAAGAAGUCCUAAACUCAUGUGACUCUAUUAAAUCUCAUAUUUCAUUUGAUUGUUUUCCACAAAAUGCCUUAACAAUAAAAGAGCUAGUUGCAAAAGAUAUCGAUAUUGACAGAUAUGAACCAGCUGGAGUUCUUGGACAAGUAGAUACUGCGUUUAUAUUGUACUCAUCUGGAACGACGGGUGCGCCAAAAGGCAUUCGUCUCACACAUUUGAACUCUAUUAUGAGUAGUCUUCCGGAAAAAUACAUGGAUGAGUGGAACAUUCAGACAGCUUAUGUUCUUGGGGGAUGGUAUUUUAAUUAUGACACUUUUAUGACUUUUAAAUUACUUUUGGCUGGAAAAAAAGUAGUAUACAUUGAUGACGUUACAGUUCUGAAUAUGUUGAAAUGUAUAGAAAAAUAUCAGGUCAACAUAUUAAUGGUUGUACCCUAUCAUCUUAAUCUACUCAUUAAAACAGAAUCCCUAGGAAGGUUUAAUUUGGAUGCAUUAAAAAUAAUUUACUCUAGGUCAACCCUUCUUCACAAAAAUACCAUAGAACAACUAAAGCAAAGACUACCUAAGCUACAACAUAUUUUGCAAGGCUAUGGAAUGACUGAAUGUGGAGAACCGACUUCAGAAAUUCGGGCAGUUAAGGGUCCUAAGCCAGGAAGUGUUGGCAUGGCUGCACCUGGCAUUACUAUGAAGAUAGUGGACCUAAAGACCAACAUAAAACUAGGCCCUAAUCAACAUGGAGAAAUACGAGUGCGAGGCCCAAUGUUAAUGAUGGAAUACAUAGGAGUAGACCCAUCUACUUAUUUGGACGAAGAAGGUUUUUUAAAAACUGGUGAUGUGGGGUACUACGAUGAUGAAAACUACUUCUAUAUCGUUGAAAGGAAUAAAUACAUAAUUAAUAAUCAAGGGAAUAAGAUUGCACCAUUAGAACUCGAAAAUUUACUGGAAAUGCAUCCAAAAGUUCUUGAAGCCAGUGUUAUUGGAAAACCAGAUCCCGAUGACGGAGAACUGGCAAUGGCUUUUGUAGUAAAGAGACUAGAAUCAGAUGUCACGGAGCAAGAGUUAAUAGAUUAUAUAGCUUCAGAAGUGCCGCAAUAUAUGCAGCUAAAAGGUGGUGUGAAGUUUAUCCACGAACUUCCUAGAAGCCCCAGAGGAAAAAUUCUACGUCAUCAGUUAGGACAAAUGUUAAAUUAAUAUUCAUAACUCCACUUUAGUUU
Molecule: messenger RNA, 1616 nt
Organism: Pararge aegeria (speckled wood butterfly)
Lineage: Eukaryota; Metazoa; Arthropoda; Insecta; Lepidoptera; Nymphalidae
Product: luciferin 4-monooxygenase-like
Exons: 9
Coding region: 1-1593 (530 amino acids)
Biological process (GO): long-chain fatty acid metabolic process; fatty-acyl-CoA biosynthetic process
Molecular function (GO): long-chain fatty acid-CoA ligase activity
Source: RefSeq, a predicted model, not a curated record